UUAGUGGUGUCAUUCAAAGACGGCUCAUACUUUGUUGGGUAUGCAGUCAGAGGAAAAAGAAAAGACAUGAAAUUUGUAUGGAGUAAGGGACAUAUUACAAGAUGUUUUGACGGCGUGACUACAGAAAGCUAUACCAGAAGAAAAAACUUUCAGGCGUCAAGUGUGUUUCUGACUAUUUAUUGCAGAAACUGCGUCAAACAAAGAUCUGAGUACAUUUUCUCAGUUCAAUACUACAUUUACAGUGUUUUAGCUUUUACUUUAAAAAGUUUAGUGAAAUACGUUUUUUGGGCUUCGCUCUGUAAUGUGUGUGUGUGUGGAAGUGAGAGAGAUACAAACAGUUUAAUUUGCUGUAGGAUAUACUCUGUAAGUCGUGUUUUGACAUAAAAGACUGCAAUAUCAGUGAUGACCAAGUUUGCCACGCAUACGCAGCUAACAGAUUGUGUAACAUCGCGAGUGCUUAUUGUUGCAGUUGAAUGGGUUAUCUAGAAUAUUUUUCAGUGCUUGUCGGGUUGUUGUAAACUUGAAAAUCCAGACCCGGCGAGACCCGGCGAGACCCGGCUAUUUAUCAGAUAAACAGGAAGUUGGAAAAACUGUAAAUCGAACCAGGAACUCAAUGGUUUUGCAACGUAUAUAUAUAGAAGACACGAAGGAGUGUGAGACCAGCUACUUUGAGAAGGGCCAGCUGUUUAGCAAAGCAACAGUUAUCAACGUGACCUCUAACCCUGUCGGUUGUCGCAAAGUCUGACCACGAGAGCUCUGCAAGAACUGAGGCUCUGACGUCACAACAAUGGCUGCAGCCGGUCUAUUGACACUUGGAACGGCACUUUUAAUCGCCACCACGCUUCUCCAAGCACAGUCAGAAUCGAUUGAUAUCAAGACUGAGGCCAGGGCUGUCGUAGCGAAUGUCCGUGACUUCGUUCUGAGAACAAAAGAAGAGACUUCCAUAGAAACAAUUCUACAAAACAUUCUUCGCUUACAGAGCAUCACUGUUAAUCUGAUCGCUCACCUGCCAGCCAAUCGAAUUUCAGAGUGCGAGACGCAGACUGUCAUUAAGUUGGCUGCGGCUGGAAUUGGCAGCCACGAGGUUCUGGAUGUCCUGUUGGCUGAAGAUGAUACAGGUGUGCUAGGCGCUCGUAUCAGGCUAUCCCUCGCCUUUUUGAAUCGACUGGCACAGCAUCUGGACGACAAGCUGUCACUGUCGUCUGACGUGGGCCCAGAGCUGACCGCCAUCACUUUCGGGGCCAACACCACAGCAGCCAUCAUUACCAUCUCCGGGUCAGACCAUGACGCACAUGCCUGCCAGGUUCUGUCACGUGGAGCGACAAAUUUUGCUGUCAGCAAUGAACCAGAUUCUUUGGAAGUUUAUUGCUGGGGUUGGGGUGGUGUGGUGCUGGCAUUGCUGCUGUAA
This is a messenger RNA of Pomacea canaliculata, 1408 nucleotides long. RefSeq lists its product as uncharacterized. The record is from RefSeq and is a predicted model, not a curated record. The transcript is spliced from 7 exons. Bases 788 to 1408 code for a protein of 206 amino acids. NCBI's taxonomy places the organism in Eukaryota, Metazoa, Mollusca, Gastropoda, Architaenioglossa, Ampullariidae.